AUGUCGCAACGAGUCUCUCAGAUCGCCGGCCACCUUUCGGGUCCCGCGCCUCUCCUCAAGGAUCAGGUCGCUAUCGUCACCGGUGCUGGUCAGGGUAUCGGUGAAGCCACCGCCAAGCUCUUUGCCAGCCACGGUGCUCACGUCGUCGUCUCGGACCUUGACGCCAAAAAGGCCCAGGAUGUCGCCUCUCAGAUCACCAAGGCCGGCGGUUCGGCCAUUCCUCUUGCCGGCAACGUGAUGGACAAGGACUUUGGCGAGCGGGUCGUCAAGGCUGCCGUCGACAAGUGGGGCAAGCUCAACAUCAUUGUCAACAACGCCGGCUUCACUGCGGACAAGAUGGCACACACCACCGACGACGACACGUUCCAGCUGAUGCUCGAGUGCCACAUCACCGCGCCCUUCCGCAUCAUCCGUGCUGCUGCGCCCUACUUCCGCAUCAAGGACGAGAGCAAGCGCGAGAACAUGGCCAUCGUCAAUGUCUCGUCCACCUCGGGCACCCACGGCAACGUCGGCCAGGUCAACUACUCGGCUGCCAAGUCCGGCGUGUUGGGUCUCACCAAGACCAUGUGCAAGGAGUGGGGUCCCUUCGGCGUCCGUGUCAACUGCGUCGCUUUCGGCUGGAUCAACACGCGUCUCACCCAGGCGAAGGAGGCCGGCGCCUCCAUCGAGAUCGGCGGCAAGAAGAUCGCCCUUGGUAUCCCAGGCCGUCCCGCCGCUGGCGACUCCAAGUCGUCGUCGGUGACUGCGGUGGCUGAUAUUCCUCUGCGCAGGCCAGGUGACGCCGAGGAGGCCGCUGCUUCGAUUCUGUUCCUCGCCAGCCCCCUCGCUUCGUACGUCUCGGGUCAGAUCCUCGAGGUUACUGGUGGCCGAGGUAUCUGA
Molecule: messenger RNA, 879 nt
Organism: Kalmanozyma brasiliensis GHG001
Lineage: Eukaryota; Fungi; Basidiomycota; Ustilaginomycetes; Ustilaginales
Product: Short-chain dehydrogenase/reductase SDR
Exons: 2
Coding region: 1-879 (292 amino acids)
Molecular function (GO): oxidoreductase activity
Source: RefSeq, a predicted model, not a curated record